GCCAGUUUUUAUACUAUCGCGAACCAACUUGAACAACACCACCACUUUCUACAGUAUCUCGAACCUACUCUGACUCGCGUCCCAUCAAAAACUUGCGUCGACGUUCUUUGGGGCAGUGUUGAUACCCAGAAAUCCAUUCUUUAAAGGGUGUACAGCGCCUCCACCCUGACUGACAUCGUGCGGCACCACAACGACGACACUCUUCUCCUUUCCAGUAUUUCAAAUGGCCUCACAAUUAUUACCGCUAGAGCUGAUUGACAAAUGUGUCGGGUCGAGGAUCUGGGUUGUGAUGAAAGGCGACAAAGAUUUCGCGGGCACGUUACUCGGAUUCGAUGACUACGUCAAUAUGGUGUUGGAAGACGUGAUUGAAUUCGACUACACAGGCGCACAGACGAAACUGCCUAAGAUCUUGCUCAAUGGCAACAACAUUUGUAUGUUAAUACCUGGCGGAGAGGGUCCUGUGCCUGCAGCAUCGUGACAGCGGUCUGAUAUAGCUUGAGCGGUGUGGUUGGCAUGGCGGAAAGGCAAUUGCAGCAUGACACGAAGGCACUAAGCAGGUGGCAGUGCUCCUUUAUUGUCUGCGACAUCAGCGUCGAGCCAUUCUGAAUUGCUGUAGUAAGCAAUUGAAACUAGAAUAGGGUGCAAAAGCUGCGGACAGAAUGCCGCCCGAACGUCUAAACAACAGAAACCAAGCUACCGAUAUCUGAGACCA
Molecule: messenger RNA, 712 nt
Organism: Exophiala dermatitidis NIH/UT8656
Lineage: Eukaryota; Fungi; Ascomycota; Eurotiomycetes; Chaetothyriales; Herpotrichiellaceae
Product: U6 snRNA-associated Sm-like protein LSm5
Exons: 6
Coding region: 224-478 (84 amino acids)
Biological process (GO): mRNA splicing, via spliceosome
Cellular component (GO): U6 snRNP; U4/U6 x U5 tri-snRNP complex; Lsm1-7-Pat1 complex
Molecular function (GO): RNA binding
Source: RefSeq, a predicted model, not a curated record